This is a messenger RNA of Aphanomyces astaci, 780 nucleotides long. RefSeq lists its product as hypothetical. The record is from RefSeq and is a predicted model, not a curated record. The coding region runs from base 39 to 659 and encodes 206 amino acids. Gene Ontology annotation, cellular component: mitochondrion. The transcript has 2 exons. Lineage: Eukaryota; Oomycota; Saprolegniomycetes; Saprolegniales; Verrucalvaceae.
AACAAACUACACUGCACACUUUCGUCGACCACUUGACCAUGCUGAUUGCACUAGGCCGGCGGUCCCUGCGAUGCGUCAGCUGGCGUCGGGUGUUCACGACAGAAUGCGACGUUGCGACCAAGCGGAGCAUCCUCGAGCGCGUGUCCCAAGCGUCGGCGUCUGAGCUGGACUCUCUCGCGGCCACUGCCGACGCAAGGACCAUGUUGCAUCUGCAGUCGCUCCUCCCACCCGUCACUGCCGUCGUGCCCGACCCAACGUCGCUGCAAUUGACGCAGCUCAUGGCUCGGAGUAUGGUUCCGUUUCUCGGGUUUGGUUUCGUGGACAACUUUAUCCUCAUCCUUGCCGGGGACUACAUCGACAUCACCCUUGGCGUGUCCCUCGGCAUCUCGUCCAUGGCCGCCGCGGGUAUUGGCAAUGCCAUCAGCGACGUCGCCGGGAUCGGUUUGGGCGGGGUCAUCGAAGGCUUUGCCACGCGCUUGGGACUGCCAGACCCACACCUCUCGAGGGCGCAGAUGGCGCUUCGCAUCACCAGAGUUGCGCAUUACACUGGCAGUAGCGUGGGCAUAUUCAUCGGCUGCAUCCUUGGCAUGUGUCCGUUGUUGUUUUUGGAAACCAAGGAAGACCGCCUGUUAAAACCCACCGCAGACGCAGUUAACUAAGGGUAGAGACUAUUCAUAACUAGUACCAGUGGUACGACGUAGUACAUACAGAAGACUAGUACAUAGUCUGUCCAAGAGGGUAGCCACGAUUGAAAUCCCAAUAUUGUCCAUUUACCCAAAA